CGAAUUUCUAAAGUUACUUCUAUCGCCUCCACUAUCCAUAAUUUGCCGCAUUACCAUACAAUAACCUCAAGAACUUUUGAGACACUUCACAAUUGAAUGCUGGAAGUUGCACAGGCUUCAUAUUGCUGACAGUUAUAAUAUUAGUCACACUCCUGCCCGUAUACAAUCCAAGCUACACUUUCUCAAUUGCAAGGCAGAAAACAAAUGAUUGACGGCGACCACUCGUCUGGCCUACCAGGCUCACCACCAGGUAGCGCUACGCCACUUCAACCAAUAUCCUCCGACCGAGCCAACCAGCAGCGCGAUCCUGCCUCGGUCGCUUCUGCGCGAUCCGACCACCAACGUGACAGCGACGUGCAUGACAAGAUCCGUCAAUUCAACAACAUGACGCAUAACGGCCCCGCGGGCGCGGCAUCUAUGUCCAGACAGCUCGAGCGGAAGACUGCUGACGCGGCUCUAAAACGGGCUAUGCUAGGCCGUGAAGAAGCAGAAGCCGAGAUGCGGCGCUAUCGGGACGAGGCUCGAUCACUACGCAAGCAGAUAGAGGAAAGCCGUGCCAGAGAGCGUAAAGUGGGCGAAAGACUUGAAGAUGUCAUGGAGAAAUACGGCCAAGCGAAAGAAACAUUACAACACAGCAAGGCCAUAUGGGAGAAAGAAGUACGCCAAGCGCGUAAAGAAUUAUUCAAGACGCAGUCGGCCAUCGUAAAGUUACAAGAGGAGCUAAAAGUCGUCAAAGCCGCUUCUAAGUCCAUAGAGGAGUCCUUAGCAAGAGAGAAGGAACUUAGCAAAGCUAGAGAACAGGAAGCAUUCCAAUCGCGCUACCAACUUGCCAACAUGCAAGAGCAGUUAGAGAAGGCUCUCGAGCGCAUCGCGUUCGUCGAGCAAGAACGUGACGCAUACAAGGCCGCUGCCAAGAGCGAGGAGAUUGCCAGAAUCGCCGCAGAGGGCCGCCUACCACUACCCCCCGAGGACCCGGAUAGCGAGUUCGCCUCUCCUAAGAAGGAAAGAGUUUCUUUGUCGGCCGUCGACAUCCUCUCCUCCGCCGCGAGCGAGGCUGAAAUAGAAGAGCUGACCCGCUUAUGGCAAUGGGAGAAGCAGAGAGCCGACCGUGCUCAAGAGCAUCUCGAAUUCGUGAAGGCCGAGUGCGAGCUACGAUGCUGCUCCUGCUCCAAGACCCCUCGCCCGCGGAGAAGCGCCCGAUCAUCGAUCCGUCAAGAACGGCCUAAGUCGAUCGCGGUUAUGGACCCAGCCGAUCUUAUGAUCUUAGGCCAGGAGGCCGGUUCUUCAGAGCAGCGUACUCCUACACAAGCCGAGCACCCAGACCAGGAGCAAGAGCGUCAAUCAGAGCCCUCUCAGCCAGAAAUAAUAGAACCUCCUGAGGAAAGCACCACGCCGCGGGAGGAACCUGAGAUCAAGCUACCGAAGGGACCUAGACGGAGCACGAUAUUUGUGCCAUCGGAGGGCAUUUUCAGGACUGUCUCGCAACAAGAGCUCGAGGCGAUGGGAAAAACCGUCGAGUCUAUACCUGAGCCGCCUACGCCCGUAGACUCUCAACCGGAUCCCCCUCGCUAUUGCCGGACUCCCUCUGUCGAGCCCCCGACAUUCGCCCUGUUAGCGCAGGAGCGCACUUCCCUCCUCUCCCUCCUCAACGCGCCUCAUGAAGGCGACUCCCAAUGCAUGCCCAUGAAAAUCCCGACUAUUCCCAUCGCACGCCACGCCGACCUCGAACAAGACGAGGAAGAGGCUACACGCUCGGACCCGGAGCCCGAGGCAGAGGCAGAGGCAGAGACAGAGGCAGACGCUCAAGCGCAGAUGACGGCGGCGGAACACGACGCCAUCCGGCCGCACACCUCGGCCGCGUUCUUCACGGUGACGAAGACGACGACGGUCCCCGUGCGCGAGGACAACUACCGCGGCAGCCACAGCACCAACAGCUACCGCAGCAGCAGCAGCGAGCCGCCGUCCUUCGACGUGAACAACCCGGCGCUGACGCCGACGAUGACGCGCGAGCAGGCGCUGGCGAUGAUCAAGGAGAGGCGCGGCCGGGCCAGGAGCGCGGCGCAGGGGCUCGCCACGCCCAAGAAGCAGAUGGUCAAGGGGGCGGGCGAGAGGAGGGAUCUUAGUGCGCCUGGGGGCCGGAAGGGACGGUCUGCGUGAUGGGACUUAAUAUCCCGUUUACUUUACUUGUUGCUCGUCUGGUUCUACCAACUUCUAAAGAGAGGUAGGAUUCGACAACCUAAUAUCUGAUGGACUACCUAAUGGAAUGGGUGAGAUGAAUAUUCGCAAAAGGCCCUUUUAUGCUUCGGCGCCGAGGAAAGGGGCUCAGGCGUUCAGAUACCAUACCCAGAACGAUUGCAUUUCCAUCGGCGUUUUCAUUCUUCUUUUUCUUUUAUCGCUCGUUUUUUCGAUUACCUUUCCCCCUUUUUUUAGGAAAGGAAAGGAGGGAGGCAAGGAGGGAGGGAAAGGGGGGAGGACGGGAAUCGGUGAUGAAAUGACAUGGAAUGAGGCGUUGGAUUUUCUCAGACCUUUCUACCUAUUACCCCUUUACCCUCUCGCAUCGCGCUGCGUUGACGUUUUCCCUUUUUUUUCCUUGUAUACCUUCAGCUUACGACGGGGAUGACUGGCGGAGUUGGGGGAAGGUUUGUUUGACUAGGGAGGUUACAUACUUGCUACACUAGGUAGUGAGGUUACCGAUCGUAACGGAAAAUUACUAUUAUUACUCCUAUUGUUUUAUUUCGCUUGUGGUGUGAGUGAGAUGUGGGGAUAG
Annulohypoxylon truncatum is the source of this 2767-nucleotide messenger RNA. RefSeq lists its product as uncharacterized. The transcript is spliced from 2 exons. The coding region runs from base 205 to 2157 and encodes 650 amino acids. The record is from RefSeq and is a predicted model, not a curated record. NCBI's taxonomy places the organism in Eukaryota, Fungi, Ascomycota, Sordariomycetes, Xylariales, Hypoxylaceae.